AUGAAUACACUGGGCGGGUUUUUCGAUGCCGCAUACAAAUCAUGGUUUGUAAAUGUUACUUGUUGCGCUUCACCGCAGAAUGAGAAGAGUGGAAGAUCGCUGUCAACUCGCAACGUCGAGAGACCUAUGAGGAUAGAACAUCACCAACCUUACCUCGUUCCACCACCGAUUCCAGAGCCUCAAGAGAGACCGACCACCAGAGGAAGGGAAUGGGUUGGAAAGACUCAAGCAUAUGCAUCCCGCGCAUCUAGUCGUGGUAGCUUCUCCGUGAGAAGACGAUUAAAUGCAUAUAAUGGACCGCGCCGGCCGCGAAUAGGCGCUCCUACAGAUUUCAGACAUGUCGGACAAGCUAUACAGAGUAGAAAGGCGGCGAACUUUAGACCUUUAGAGUUGAGCAUUUAUCAGGAACAGCCACUGUCUCCGCUUUUACCACAUUUUGGUCCUACAGAGAAUGCGCCGGGCAUGCCUCAUCAUGAAUAUCCUGCGUCUCUUGUUUCACAUACAAGAAGUAACUCUGCGAUGUCGUUCUCGAUUCCACGAAAGCCGCUACGCAGUAGUUCACGAGCCUCUUCGGACUGGACUGCUCAGUUCAAGCCACGACCAGAAUCUCUCAGUGCCGAUGAGUUACUAGCGAAACUCGAGACUGAAAUGCCUAAAGCUCCUCCACCCGCCCGCUUAAGAGCGAUGACCGAGCCACCAGCAUACGAGCGGAUCAAGUCGGCACUUCAUGAGAGAUUUGAGCUUGAGCAGAAGUUGAAGGAUAUUGACGAGGUGAUUGAGGAGCGAAGAAGUGUUUACUUUAACAGUCGACCAACAAGUAGAGCGACAUCUCGUGCUCGAAGCAUUUACUCGACAGCUCAAGAACCUAUGCCGUCACCACCUCCUCUCAAGUCAUCUUUCGCAGCCCGUGUUGCUUCUCCUACAAGAAACACUACCACAAUCACAACCAUCAUCCAACGUCCUCAAACCGCCCCAACCAAACCAACACCAUCUCGCUUACAGACAUCGAUUCCUUCCUCCCCACCAGUCCCAGCACCACCACCAAAGAGUCCUCUUCGAGCUCGAGGUCACCCACUCCCACCACCUCUCCCACUCGUUCUCAUCCAGCCCAAACAAGCCAACCACCCACCUCUUCGCAAGAAGAAAUCCUUCUCCCGCGUCUCAAACUGGCUAUUCCCUUCCACAGCUGAAGCCCACUCCCGCGUCAGCUCCCUAGAUUCCGUAACCAACACACCCCGACCCGUAACCUCCCGCGACGGCUUCUACCAAUGCGUCGAUAUUCCCCAAAACUCCUCCUACCACAACAGACGCGACUCCGUAUCCUCAGUCAGCACCGUCUCCACAUUAUCAACCAUCACCACCACAUUAUCGGAGGACUUCGCUAACAAAGACACAAACGCUACCAUCACACCUGAAUCAAGCCCAGGUCGUAGCAAGAGAUCCGAGAUGAAAGUUUUCGUCACAGAACUCGCCGAAGAGAAGAGAGAUGAGGAGAAAAGCCUUGAACUUGAGCGUUUGAGGACUUUUGGGGAGGAACAGAGAUGGAGGGGUGAGAUGAAUAUUGCUAGGAAUAGCAGUGUUGGUGUUGCUUUUUAG
Glarea lozoyensis ATCC 20868 is the source of this 1596-nucleotide messenger RNA. RefSeq lists its product as uncharacterized. The record is from RefSeq and is a predicted model, not a curated record. The coding region runs from base 1 to 1596 and encodes 531 amino acids. The transcript has 3 exons. NCBI's taxonomy places the organism in Eukaryota, Fungi, Ascomycota, Leotiomycetes, Helotiales, Helotiaceae.